Rangifer tarandus platyrhynchus (Svalbard reindeer) is the source of this 774-nucleotide messenger RNA. The record is from the annotation of a GenBank genome assembly. Lineage: Eukaryota; Metazoa; Chordata; Mammalia; Artiodactyla; Cervidae.
AUGCCCGCCAGCAUGUUCAGCAUCGACAACAUCCUGGCCGCCCGGCCGCGCUGCAAGGACUCGGUGCUGCCCGUGGCGCCCAGCGCCGCGGCUCCCGUCGUCUUCCCGGCCCUGCACGGGGACUCGCUCUACGGCGGCGCCGGUGGCGGCGCCUCCUCGGACUAUGGCGCCUUCUACCCGCGCCCCGUGGCCCCCGGCGGCGCAGGCCUCCCGGCCGCGGUCGGCGGCUCGCGCCUGGGCUACAGCAACUACUUCUACGGGCAGCUGCACGUGCAGGCGGCCCCCGUGGGCCCGGCCUGCUGCGGGGCCGUGCCGCCGCUGGGCGCCCAGCAGUGCUCCUGCGUCCCGACGCCCCCAGGCUACGAGGGUCCCGGCUCCGUGCUGGUGCCCCCCGUGCCGCACCAGAUGAUGCCCUACAUGAACGUGGGCACCCUGUCGCGCACGGAGCUGCAGCUCCUCAACCAGCUGCACUGCCGGCGGAAGCGGCGGCACCGCACCAUCUUCACCGACGAGCAGCUGGAAGCGCUGGAGAACCUCUUCCAGGAGACCAAGUACCCAGACGUGGGCACCCGCGAGCAGCUGGCCCGGAAGGUGCACCUCCGCGAGGAGAAGGUGGAGGUCUGGUUUAAAAACCGCCGCGCCAAAUGGAGGCGGCAGAAGCGGUCCUCUUCAGAGGAGUCGGAAAACGCCGAGAAGUGGAACAAGACGUCGUCGAAGGCGUCGCCCGAGAAGAGGGAAGAGGAAGGUAAAAGCGAUUUGGACUCGGACAGCUGA